This is a messenger RNA of Colletotrichum destructivum, 1137 nucleotides long. Its product is annotated as Putative MIOREX complex component 7. The transcript has 3 exons. Bases 127 to 414 code for a protein of 95 amino acids. The record is from RefSeq and is a predicted model, not a curated record. Lineage: Eukaryota; Fungi; Ascomycota; Sordariomycetes; Glomerellales; Glomerellaceae.
GUUUCGGGGACUCAAAGGCCUCGUUCGCACCGCACCCCCCGACUACCCCGUCGCCAGCGACAACCAGGGCCCCGUGCCUCUGCUACUCUACAUGAUUCUUUUACCGUACCGAAUUACGAUUUGACGAUGGCGCCGCCGCUCAACAUGCUGAUCCGCGCCCUCGUGGCCUUCGAGGACGUCAUCAUCCGACAGAUCCUGAAAAGCCCCGGCUUCCAUCGCGGCGUCGGCCGGGUCCAUCGCUAUAUCGACGAGAAGCGCAACGGGCCCCUGCCGCAUGAGCCGUUGCGCCAGGGCCAGGCGUCUGCGAACCCGGAGGACCGAGGCUUCGUGCAGUACUUCCUCGACGAGCUCAAGAACCAGUUCCGCGGGACCCCGACGAACCCGCCACCUCCGCCCGGCCCGCCGAAGCGAUAGAACGGGUACUCGACGCUGCAGUUCCCGAACAACACGACGGAGACCAGUGGCAGACAUGGGAAUCUGGAAUGUGUUCUUGGGCUACGAGCACGUACAACUAAAAAAAAGACUUGGCCCAGUUCUUCGGGCGCCCCGCGACGAUCUCGGCAUGUCUCGAGAGUUAAUGAAUCGCUUGUCGACUACAAUCUAGGCUGCAUUGGUGACAAUGCACUAGAAACCCAUCUCUAACGACACCUCACUAUCUCAUCUUUGCGCCACCGCGCGGUACCGGCGUCUGGAGUACUACAGGACAGGUUCCACCAUCAAGCCCGAGGAGCCUUGCGCGAUAUUCCGGGACUAACACUGGAUCUUCGUUCUGCAUACGGCGUUUUGUGGGAGAAAUGAUUCUUCUGCAGGAAGGUCGCCUCGACACUCAAGUCCCCGUUGUACUUACAACAACUUACCAGAGAUGGAAACGGCUGAUACCUCCGGAGAGUGGAGCCCCGGCCCGGCAAGCCCGGCAAGAAUCUGGCCGGAACACGGACUCGGCAUCCAUCACUGGUGUCAGACCCUCCACCAACAUGAGGGAUUGAAAGUGCUCGAAAUACCGACCGGAAGAAGCAGUUGAACGGACGAUUAUCCCGUCUCGUCCUAGUCCUGCCCUGACUCGACAGACUGAUAGGCGCGGGUAGCAUCGCAUUUCAAUAAAACAAGCUUUCACACAUCAGUUCCAUUCAAUCCUCU